AUGUCCACGCUUAUUUUGCUUGCAUGCCACUCUGUGUUUACUGCUGGAGCAGAGAGAAAGGCCAGCACCACCAGGCUCGGGCCAAAUGAGGAAGGACCCGGAUUCAAACAGGAUGACUGGAUCCUGGCUCCAUUCCAGUACGAAGCCAACGACCAUCUUUCCUUUGUCGAGCACAUCCACAAGGGAAUCGAGUUGCUGGAGCAAAAUCCAAAGUCGAUUCUGGUUAUUUCGGGAGGAUACACCAAAAAGGGAAUCAAGCUGUCAGAAAGUGAAAGCUAUUUACAGGUAGCACGACUGAGAGGAUUGGUUACUCCAGAAAACCAAGAUAGAAUCAUCCUGGAAGAGUAUGCCCGGGACUCUUAUGAGAACCUACUUCUUGCGCUGGCAUUGUUCCGCAAAACCACGGGAAACUUCCCGGAGAAAGUCCAGAUCGUCAGCUUCGAGUUCAAACGCUAUAGAUUCUCCGAACUCCAUGCCAAGGCCCUGAAAUUGACAAACUCAGAGUUCAUUGGUGUGGGUCCAACUUAUCCAAGUGCACAGCAGCUGAAUCUCUCGGAUGGCGAAUGGGAAGCGAAAAAGAAAGCGUACUUUGAGGACUUGUACUUCAGUGAAAAGAAAUUCGCUACUGAUCUGUUUGAAAAAGACUGGUUUGGAUGCAUUGGGUCAAAACUAUAUGAUAAAAAGGUCUCAAGAGACGUUCUUGGACGCGGUAUUGGACAAGAAUUCUACCAUCAGGAAACGGAACCUGUUCUAAAUACGCUUCUGACCCUCGACGAGCAUCCUUUCGCAGAAGCCAAGGAAAUCUAUGACAAGUUGGGAGCUUUCCCUUGGUGA
Messenger RNA from Ogataea philodendri, 834 nucleotides. RefSeq lists its product as uncharacterized. The transcript has a single exon. NCBI's taxonomy places the organism in Eukaryota, Fungi, Ascomycota, Pichiomycetes, Pichiales, Pichiaceae. The record is from RefSeq and is a predicted model, not a curated record. The coding region runs from base 1 to 834 and encodes 277 amino acids. Gene Ontology annotation, cellular component: cytoplasm.